AUUGAAAUGUUGAACGGCUUCGAGUGAGGUUGUGCCUUGUGCGGUAUUCUGAAUUCAGAAUUCAGUCGGACAUAUUGUGGUUGGGUGGCUGUGUUUGUAUGUAUUGUGUUUAAAAAUGGCGAAAUCAUUCCCCAGUGUUAAUGUUUCACGUGUUACUAAUUCGGGCGAUUUAAUUCCCAAAUACGAUUUUGAUGUUAAUCUUGUAAUCGAUUAUGAUCCACAAGGCCUGAGUGUCAAAUUAAAGAAAGAUGACAAUAAGAACGAAGAGCUCAGUGAAUUUCCAGUUCACAGGUUCACAGAAUGCUCAAGGGUUGGCGCCCUCUCAUAUAUUUUCACAUUUGAUUCUGAUAGUUUGUGUCUAAAGUUCUCAUCUGAAGCAGAUUUAAAAAGGUUUCAUUCGUACGUCAAAGAAGUGAAAAUCGGCAAAAACCAAUCUGUUUUCUCUGAAAGAACCGAUGAUUCUUCAGCCGUCCAAUAUUUUAAGUUUUAUGGGUACCUAUCGCAACAACAGAACAUGUUACAAGACUUUGUGAGAACAAGCACAUAUCAGAAAGCCGUACUGGUGAACUCGGAUGACUUCAAAGAUAAAGUUGUGCUUGAUGUAGGGGCCGGAUCUGGUAUUCUCUCAUUUUUCGCUGUUCAAGCUGGUGCUAAACGGGUCUAUGCUGUCGAAGCAAGCUCUAUGGCAUUACAUGCAGAGACCUUGGUGAAUGCAAACAAUAUGAGAGAUAAAAUCAACGUUAUUGCUGGAAAGAUCGAGGAAGUCGUGUUACCUGAAAUGGUAGACGUUAUCAUCUCUGAACCCAUGGGCUACAUGCUAUUCAAUGAGCGUAUGUUGGAAACCUAUUUGCAUGCGAAAAAAUGGCUGAAAAGUGGAGGAAUUAUGUUCCCAAGUAGAGGUGAUUUGCAUAUCGCACCAUUCAACGACGAAUCUUUGUUCAUGGAACAAACCAAUAAAGCGAAUUUCUGGGUGCAAACAUGCUUUCAUGGCGUCGAUUUGAGUAGCAUGAGAGGAGCUGCUAUGAAAGAAUACUUCAGUCAUCCAAUUGUCGAUACGUUUGACAUGCGAAUUUGCAUGGCUAAAUCGAUCAAACACAGCGUCGACUUUGGCGAAGCGCAAGAGGAAGAUCUACGAGAUAUCAACAUACCAUUGGAGUUCUACAUACUGGAAUCGGGAAUGGUACAUGGGCUGGCGCUGUGGUUCGAUGUGGCUUUCACUGGAAGCAACCAAACGGUCUGGUUGUCGACGUCUCCAACGGAACCUCUCACUCAUUGGUACCAAGUGCGUUGCUUACUCGAGAAACCCAUAUUCGCUAAACACGGACAACGCCUCACUGGAAAGAUAGUCCUCCAAGCAAAUCAGAGGCAAAGCUACGACGUGACGAUGGAACUGUGCAUCGAAGGUGCCGAUAACACUAAGGUAACGAAUACUUUAGAUCUACAAAAUCCGUACUUCAGGUACACAGGCCAGCCAGUGGCGCCUCCACCCGGAGUAAGCACAACCUCGCCCAGUGAGUCCUACUGGAACCAACUGGAUACACAAGGUGCGCGGCAAGCCGUCAACAUGGUGAAUGGAAUUACGGUGAACGGACUGGGGGAUGUAUCGAUGGAUACGUUGCAAAACAAUGCUGGGAUCAUAAAUCUUGAAAUGAGAAGUAAACCUUGAAAUUUGUACGCUUUCGGUGUAGAUUAAUGGAUGACUCUUUAUAAUCGCAAGCAGCUCACCAGCUAGUAGUUGGAAAUACUGCUCAUUUUCCUGUCAACAGCAGUCUGAUGAUUGGUGACUACGUUACCCCAAACAGUGGCAUGAUGAGUGUCCAGGCUUAUCGACAAUAAACCGUUUUUAACUUAUAGACAAACGCCAGAGCUAGGUACCGCAUGUUGAAAAUCUAGUCCUUCAUUGAUCAAUAUCAGUGAUUACCGGUCGUGCUUUUAUGUUCUCAAACAUAAUUCAAUUCUCAACUUUGCAGCCUACAUGCCAAAUACUCAACCGAUGAAUCGUUAACUCAACUGAGGGCAAUAAUAAUAUUAUCAUUGAACUUAAUUUAUUAUACAAUUUUAUAGAUGAAAACGCACUGAACUAUUUUUCAAGCACUUUGUUUUUUAAUUCGUAUAUUGUUGAAUCAUACAUUUGUGUAUAACUGAAGAAGCUAAGAAUUCAACGUGUUGAUUUUCUUAUUCGGCUUUACAGAAAUUUGCCUACCCUUCGUCUGUGUUAAAUUAUUUCAAACUAAACCCCACAGUUACAUUUUUUAUCACAAUUUUAUACAAUUGAUUUUAUUUUGCAUAUCAAUUGUAGGCCUAUAAAGACGUAAUGAGCGUGAUUCGAUAAUAUUAUAGUUUCGCUUUUAUAUUUUAACAGUAUUUUUCCGUUAUUGGAAAUUUUUUAAUGUUACUGGUUCCUAUUUAGCCAAACUUGGUGAUUUUUAUAAUGUUAACAUCAAACAUGCUAGAUUCGCAUUUAGAGCCAGUUGAAAUUCAUAAUUAACGACAGUUGUUUACCUGAUCUAAUAUGAAUGAUUUAGAUUGAUGAAAUAGUGUGUAUGUAUGUGUUAUUAUUUAUUGUCUUCUAAGAAGAUACUCUAUGUUCACUUUUUGUAAAGCAAAGAAUUACCCAGCUGGUUUGGAAAAUGGUUAUAACAUUUUUCUCAGCUCAUAUUAGGUGGUUGUCCUCUAGGAAAAUUGUGAUGUCCGUUUCUAGAUUAACACUAAUCACCGAAUUAAUGGUUCACAGUGAUGACUUCAAUUGUGUAUAAUUUUCACACUACAAUUUCGUCCUUUUUUCGUUGCUGGACAUUUAUAAUCUCAAUUCUGUGUUUUUUCGAACAAUUUUUCAUAUUCACAAAAUUUAGAUUGAUAUAAUUUGCGUUUUCAGACUAAAAAAUAAAUUGAUUCUGCAUAUCCUGUUUUAUACAAAUAAAUAUUUUUCUGGUAAUGCAGCUAAAUUUUGUUUAAUGACUCUGAUUAUUUGCAUGCUUAAUAAGUGAGAGGUUAAUUUCAAUCGACGUAAAAUGUAAAAUAAUUAUUGUAUUUCUAUUUGAUACCCAUUCUAUUAUUUGCUAUUCAUUCACACAUCACAAUUAUUUUUUGAGGAAUUUAUACAACUUAAUUCAUCACUGUGAAUCAUUACUACUGUAAUUAAUUUCAUGACUGAAAAUACAGUGUAGUUAUGUAUAGAAUCUGAAGUAAGGAAAAUAAUGCAAUAACUAAUUGAAUCCCUCAUUUUUAUUCAAACAUUUAGAAUAACCUGUGUUCAGUAUCGGUUUGUUGAUAAUUUUAUUUGUUUUACAGAAAGUUUUUAUUCUUACUAGAGUAGAGUUAGCUAAUUUUAAAAUCACUUGCCAUUCUUCUACAGUUACUGUACAACUGUACUAUAUAAUAUUUUUGAAAUCGUGAUUGAAAAUUGGUAGAUUUUCUGUAAAAAGUGCCGAUUGUGGAUCAAUCGUCUUUGAAAUUGUGAUUUUAAAAAUUCUCAUCAGCCUACCAAACGUAUUAGCAUUUACUGUUGAACCGGAGUCAAUAGCUGUAGAAUAAUAUUUAUUUACCAUUGAUAGUAAUUUAUUCUACAAUAUGCAUUUUAUUUUUACAAUAAGUUAUUUCUGUCUUUUGUUCUGUGAAGUGCCUUCACUGUAAAAUUAAGUUUUUAGUUUUGAUUUCAAUUUUUUUAUGCUAAGUUCCUUGUUAGUGGAACUUUAGUUCCUUUUUUCAGUGUUUAGUUUUGUAUAGCUUGGCUACUUUAGACAGAGAUUAGCUUCCAUUCAUAUGAUUUAGAUAAGCGAUUUGCUGUGCAAAUGUGGUAGUUCUAAGGAUUCCCAACUGAGAAGUGUAAAUUUUAUAAGUAUAUAAAUGAAAGUGCAUUCAUUUUUCUAUUACAAGUGUGGAAAUGUAAUUAAUUUAAGUUGAAUUGAUGUAGUUAACACGUUCACGACGGCUCAGCUCAACUAUCUCACAUUUUAAUCACAAUUUCAGUUGUUUCUUAUCAGUGUUACAGAGAAUUUAUUAGUGGGUCAGGAAUUUACCCUCCCAGAAUCACAUUUUAUUGUACAAAAUAGUUUUAGGAUCUAGUUUUGAAUAAUAGAUAUUACAUUUGAGCAAUGCUAUGGGAAAUAUAAUUGUUAUAUAAUUUUAUAAAAGAAUACAUUACUUCCCAGUUAUUUAUGAUAUUAUUUUCAUGAUAUUUAUAUUAGUUGACUUACAAUGCAUUGUGUGAUGAUUUUUUAAUAAUUUAUUGAGUUAAUAAUGAUACAUAAAUAAUGGUGAAUAAAACCUAUUUUAUGUUCCCAUGCUGGUAAUUAAUAAUUAUUUUAUUUGCAUAUCUAUGUACUAACUCAGUAAAUUUAUAACUAUGUUUUAGAAUUUGAUAUCCAAAUUUUCUAAUAUCGGUAGUUUUUCAUAUUUUAUCGAUGUCUUUUUAACAUAAUAAGUCCCAAUAAUUUCCAAUUUUAUUGAUGUUUUAGAAUAUUUUGCAAGUCUUCCUGUAGCUAAUUCUUCUAUCAGAUAGAUAAUGAUAUUUGAGAGAUUAUUUUUUCCAUAGAGUAUCACCAAUGCUGGUUUUUGGUGAAAAACACUCAAAGGGACUGGAUAAUCGGGUAUAAUGCUAUUUAGAUAGUUUUUUGUGAUUCUGUAUUUUAUCUGUAUUAUUCCUCGUAAUUUUUGAGAUUAUUUGAAAGCAUCAAUCAUUUGUCUCUAAUGAUAGCAAUAAUAGUGUGAGAUGCUAUGAUAAUAAUUUAUUAUUAGCCGACGAGAACGUGAUAAUUAGAUUAUAUUAUUAAGAGUGUUGUCCAUUGCUAAAAACCAAGUUAUUGUUGGUAAUUUAUAAGCCAUUGAUUGAUUUGUGAAUCAAUUGAAAUUUCGAUUCCACUCGAAUGUGGAUAUGUACGUUUCUAUUUGACAUCACGUACUAAAUAAAGCGAAUAGUUUAUAAG
Nilaparvata lugens (brown planthopper) is the source of this 4925-nucleotide messenger RNA. It is a transcript of the gene Art4, whose product is annotated as histone-arginine methyltransferase CARMER. Lineage: Eukaryota; Metazoa; Arthropoda; Insecta; Hemiptera; Delphacidae. Bases 116 to 1666 code for a protein of 516 amino acids. Gene Ontology annotation, biological process: peptidyl-arginine methylation. Gene Ontology annotation, molecular function: protein-arginine N-methyltransferase activity. The record is from RefSeq and is a predicted model, not a curated record. The transcript has 12 exons.